Messenger RNA from Astyanax mexicanus (Mexican tetra), 2541 nucleotides. It is a transcript of the gene nfe2, whose product is annotated as nuclear factor, erythroid 2. Gene Ontology annotation, biological process: regulation of transcription by RNA polymerase II. Gene Ontology annotation, molecular function: RNA polymerase II cis-regulatory region sequence-specific DNA binding; DNA-binding transcription factor activity, RNA polymerase II-specific. The coding region runs from base 465 to 1892 and encodes 475 amino acids. Gene Ontology annotation, cellular component: nucleus. The record is from RefSeq and is a predicted model, not a curated record. NCBI's taxonomy places the organism in Eukaryota, Metazoa, Chordata, Actinopteri, Characiformes, Acestrorhamphidae. The transcript has 4 exons.
UUUGUGGGAAGCAUAAAUUGAGGAGGUCAGCGUGUGAGAGUUGCACUGAGGACAUGGGAGGGCCAGCAAAAAAAAAGUGUGGGAGCUUUACAGGAAAGCUGCUGCUUACAUCCACCAUAGACCCAUCCCAUUUAUGCAAGUGAAGUGACAGCCAAAGCAGAAGAGAGAGAGAGCGAAAGAGAGGGAGAGAGAAAGAGAGAGAGAGAGAGAGAGAGAGAGAGAGAGAGAGAGAGGUCGCUCACAUGCACUCUAGAAGUUCAGAGCUGCUGCUUGAAAAGCAGGAAGAAAGAUGAAGUUUUGUGAUUUGUGAAGUUCUCCGGUUCUCGCUCUGCAUCGCUGCCUUUGAGGGAUAAUACCACCUUACCUGAGGUUCUACCUGAGGUUCUACCUGAGGUUCUACCUGAGCUGACGGGUCCUAGGAAAUGCUACUAAGGUUGGGGCACUUCGGCCGGGGCCUUUCCUGAAUGUGUUCAGCCGUCAACACUUCUCUUCCCUUUAGUUUCAGUUGUGAGGGACUGGCAAACUCCAGCAGACUUCAUGGGGGAGCAUCGAUGUCCACCACUCAUAGAUUCACUGCGAGCGGCGGGUUCAGACCCAAUCCCACCUCCCAGCCGUCAGAGAUGGACCUGGCCUGGCAGGAACUGAUGGCCAUCACAGAACUGCAGGAAUUUGAGGUACCCAAUGAGCAUCCAUUCAGCACUGCGCCAUAUAUACCGAUGGAGCCCAUGGUGCCGUACGGGAACUUCGGAAUGAGUCACCCACUAACAGAGCCCACUCUUCCAGCCUGUGAAGCAAGUCCUGCUCCUGCUGCUUUUGAAGGUGGGUACAGCGAGGUGAUGAACCCCUACCAGCGCCUUAACCGCAACGUGGAAAUGCACCACGGACACAGUGGAGGUCAGGCGAUGUCCGGCCUACUGCCUAAUGCACAUUGUCUUCAGCCAUCCCUUAUGAGCCUACUGGAUCACAUGGGCAUGACUAGCACCAACCAAGGACUUGGUAAAGAGACGGUCGCUGGUCACCUAGCGGAUGACAUGGAGUCAGACUCUGGUCUAUCUCUCGGCUCAAGUCCUCCUCUUGCCUCGCCAGAAAACGCAGCACAUGCAGUACCGACGCAAUAUCUUCCUCCAGACGGAGGUCUCAACAACUACGCCGAGGGACCGUGCAUUGGCGACCAUUACCGCAUGAGAGCGAGUAUACCGAACUCUAUGGACUACCAGCACAACUUCAGCUCUUAUUCUGGUCAUUCCUACUUCCCAGGGGUACCAAACUUACCAACCACACCACAACUGCAGAUCCCCAAUCCCCAAUCCCAGCAGCAGAUACCACCCAUGAAACCACUUCUACCCCCCACCCUAAGUGACAUUCAAAUGAACAGUGGAGGAAGUUCCUUUCAGAACUCUUUCACCAAAUCCAGAGCGGGGAGUGGGUCAUCAGGUCCCUACAGCAGGGAUGAGCGAAGAGCACUUGCUCUCAAAAUCCCUUUUCCUCUGGAAAAGAUCGUCAACCUCCCUGUGGACGACUUCAACGAGCUCCUGAGCCAGUACACGCUGAACGACACUCAGCUGACGCUGGUCAGGGACAUCCGUCGCAGAGGAAAGAACAAGGUGGCGGCGCAGAACUGCCGCAAAAGGAAGCUGGAGAACAUUGUGCAUCUGGAGAGUGAGUUAGGCCAACUGAGAGCACAGAGAGAGCACCUGGCGAGAGAGAGACUGGAAUUCCAGCAGAACCUCACCAUCCUCAAGUGCCGCCUUUCAGACUUGUACGCCAAGGUGUUCUCCCAGCUAAGGGACGAAGAAGGUCACCCCUACUCUUUAGAAGACUACUCUCUGCAGCAGACUAACGACGGAAGCGUUUAUCUAGUGCCGCGAAACGCAGCACUGGAGGGUGAAUAAACUUUUAUAAACCUUUGUAUUGUAAAAAAUUUGAGGCGAGGGUGUGUGGAUGGGAGAGACCAGGUACGUAAGACCUGUGCUUCAACAGCAGCGGUAAUUUUCUUUUUUGUUGAGGCAAGGUAGGAGGUCCUCAGGGUAACCACACCAAAUACUACGGGAAAAAUGAGUAGUAAAGAAUGCAACACUAGAGCAGUGGUUCUGAAAUCGUGGUACACCAUAUGAUCGGGAAAAAUAUUAAAUGAUCCAACCGAGGCAAAAACAAUUUUUCAAUCAAGUUUGUGUUUAGUGCUUAACCAGGCAGACCUUGUAUAUAAAAAGCUUACUUCAAUUCCAAAAAAUAGUUUCAUUGGUCCUACAAUUGAACCCUGUGGAACUCCACAAUACACAAAUGUGGAGCAGGUAACCUUUGUAUAAGAAGUGUAUUUAAAAGUAAACAUUUUUACAAAGUAUGCUCAACAUGGAAAGCACAUACUUAAAGCAUUAAAAUCCCAGGUUCAUACAAUGUUUUAAUCAAUACCAUGAUUUUUAUUCUUUUUACUUUUCCAUGCAAUUUAAGGCAAAUUUUCAUGACUAUACGACUUAAAACAUCAGUGCAGACAUGGACAAUACAAAAAAAAAAAAAAAAAAAAAAAAAAAAAAAAAACUAAAA